UGAAUAUAUUCAACAAAUCAUAAAGAUAUUGGAACUUUAUAUUUUAUUUUUGGUGUUUGAGCAGGGAUAAUUGGAACUUCAUUAAGAUUAUUAAUUCGUACAGAAUUAGGUAAUCCAGGUUCAUUAAUUGGAGAUGAUCAAAUUUAUAACACAAUUGUAACAGCUCAUGCUUUUAUCAUAAUUUUUUUUAUAGUUAUACCUAUUAUAAUUGGAGGAUUUGGAAAUUGAUUAGUCCCUUUAAUAUUAGGAGCCCCUGAUAUAGCAUUCCCACGUAUAAAUAAUAUAAGAUUUUGAUUGCUUCCCCCUUCAUUAACGUUAUUAAUUUCUAGAAGUAUUGUUGAAAACGGAGCAGGAACAGGAUGAACUGUAUAUCCCCCAUUAUCCUCUAAUAUUGCUCAUAGAGGAGCAUCAGUUGAUUUAGCUAUUUUUUCAUUACACCUUGCUGGAAUUUCAUCUAUUCUUGGAGCUAUUAAUUUUAUUACAACAAUUAUCAAUAUACGUAUUAAUAAUAUAUCUUUUGAUCAAAUACCUUUAUUUGUUUGAGCAGUAGGAAUUACUGCUUUAUUACUUUUACUAUCUUUACCAGUUUUAGCUGGUGCUAUUACUAUAUUAUUAACAGAUCGGAACUUAAAUACAUCAUUUUUUGACCCUGCAGGAGGGGGAGAUCCUAUUCUUUACCAACAUUUAUUUUGAUUUUUUGGUCAUCCCGAAGUAUAUAUUUUAAUUUUACCUGGAUUUGGUAUAAUUUCUCAUAUUAUUUCUCAAGAAAGAGGGAAAAAAGAAACUUUUGGUUCUUUAGGAAUAAUUUAUGCUAUAAUAGCAAUUGGAUUAUUAGGAUUUAUUGUAUGAGCUCAUCAUAUAUUUACAGUAGGGAUAGAUAUUGAUACUCGAGCUUAUUUUACUUCAGCUACUAUAAUUAUUGCUGUUCCUACAGGAAUUAAAAUUUUUAGUUGAUUAGCAACUUUAUAUGGAACUCAAAUUAAUUAUAGUCCUUCUAUAAUUUGAAGUUUAGGAUUUGUAUUUUUAUUUACAGUAGGGGGAUUAACAGGAGUAAUUUUAGCUAAUUCUUCUAUUGAUAUUAUUCUUCAUGAUACUUACUAUGUUGUAGCUCAUUUUCAUUAUGUUCUAUCUAUAGGAGCCGUAUUUGCAAUUCUUGGGGGAUUUGUUCAUUGAUACCCCUUAUUUACAGGAUUAACAUUAAAUCCUUAUUAUUUAAAAAUUCAAUUUAUUACUAUAUUUAUUGGAGUUAAUAUAACCUUUUUCCCUCAACAUUUUUUAGGUUUAGCAGGUAUACCUCGUCGAUACUCUGAUUACCCAGAUAACUAUCUUUCAUGAAAUAUUAUUUCAUCUUUAGGAUCUUAUAUUUCUUUAAUUGGAACAAUCAUAAUGAUAAUAAUUAUUUGAGAAUCUAUGAUUAAUAAACAUUUAAUUAUUUUUUCAAUGAAUAUACCUUCUUCAAUUGAAUGAUAUCAAAAUUUACCCCCAGCUGAACAUUCAUAUAAUGAACUCCCUAUUAUAAGUAUUUUCUAAUA
Molecule: messenger RNA, 1532 nt
Organism: Zerene cesonia (dogface butterfly)
Lineage: Eukaryota; Metazoa; Arthropoda; Insecta; Lepidoptera; Pieridae
Product: cytochrome c oxidase subunit 1-like
Exons: 1
Biological process (GO): electron transport coupled proton transport; mitochondrial electron transport, cytochrome c to oxygen
Cellular component (GO): membrane
Molecular function (GO): cytochrome-c oxidase activity; heme binding
Source: RefSeq, a predicted model, not a curated record